AUGGACAACACGUUUAACGAACUAGAGUUACCAAUCAUCCAAGAGGUAACUAGAGAUCUAUUCACAGAUCUUGUCCUAGAUCCUAGCAAGGAGUUUGAUGUCAGUGAAUUCCUUUUACAGAAUAAUUUCCAAUACGUCUCAUUAGAUGAUUUAUCGAAGCAGAUGAAACGUUUAAAGUCGGAUAUUAAUGCAGCAUUGGUGGAUGAAGUAAGUAACAGUUAUACAGAGCAUUUAUCUCUAUGCGACAGCUUCAGCGCUGAAGACCAAAGUCUGGUCCUUUCAAAUGCUCAACAGGCACAGCAGGAUAUAUCAAGAUUUCAGUUCAAGUUAAAGCAGCUACUUGAAAACGAUAUUCAGACCACUUCGGAAACUAUAACCGAUACUCUAGAAUACCUUAAGUCCCUAGAUUCUUUACAGCUUUGUUUGCAAAAGCAUACCACACUGCAUGAGCACUUCCAAAUUGCAAGAAAGCUAUGUACAGCCCUAGAAGGGCUGAGUUCUGAUAUUUCAAGUACCAGUGACCAUUUGGGAGGAGAGUUACUCAGAGAAGCACAUAACCACCUCAAUUCUGCAUACGAGGUUUUACAAGACAUUCAAGGUACAAAAUCGCCACUGGUGGCUAGAUUUUGGAAUGAAUAUCAUAGCCUGUUGAACCAGUUCCAUGAUGUUAUAUCUUUAUUAGCGGAAAAAUGCUGUGAGAAUUCCACAAUACUCCCUAAUAUUACCCAAAACCUACUUGAUAUGACAAGUAAGAGUUGA
This is a messenger RNA of Eremothecium sinecaudum, 759 nucleotides long. It is a transcript of the gene COG2, whose product is annotated as Golgi transport complex subunit COG2. The record is from RefSeq and is a predicted model, not a curated record. Lineage: Eukaryota; Fungi; Ascomycota; Saccharomycetes; Saccharomycetales; Saccharomycetaceae. Bases 1 to 759 code for a protein of 252 amino acids. The transcript has a single exon.